UCUGGCCCAUUUCAUAAGAUAUUGCAGCAAGAUGGCCCAAAAGUUAUUUUUUGAAAGAAUGAAACUACAUGUAACAUUUCCUUUCACACUGAGGGCAAUAAAAACAUGUGCAGCUUGGAUUCUAGUAAGGCAUAAUUAUGCAAGAUGCAAACUUUGGUGAGAAAGCAUUGUACAUGUGCUACUCUCACAUGUGGGCUCUCCUGUUUUUGCUUCUUUGUUCUCUUUUUCAAGUUGUCCCUUUUUGAGAACUGUGCAUUUAGAAAAUGUACAAUAUGUCACUUGUGCUUGUUUUUAAAAAAAUGUUCCAGAAACUUUUGUCUGGCCACAAGAAUGCCAUCUCCUACCUCGGGUGUACUAUCAAUCAGAUUGCCCCUAGCAUUUAUGAAGUGCUUAUUCUGAUGGAAUACUGCCGAGAGGGCCAUGUUGUGCAGCUUAUGAAUGAACACAUCAGUUCAGGUUUCAGUGAAUCAUUAGUGCUGAAGGUAUUCACUGACACCUGUGAAGCUGUCGCCAAGCUGCAUCAAGCUGACCCACCUGUUAUUCACAGGGAUCUUAAGGUUGAGAAUAUUUUACGCAGUGACCGUGGAGACUUUGUAUUAUGCGACUAUGGCAGUGCAACUAGAAAAGUUGUUUAUCCACAGGAUGAAGGUGUUACCAAAGUAGAAGAGGAAAUACAAAAGUAUACAACAUUGUCUUAUCGAGCUCCUGAGAUGGUUGAUUUAUAUAGUGGCAAAUCAAUUUCAACUAAAGCUGAUAUCUGGGCUCUUGGAUGUCUUCUUUACAAGCUAUGUUUCUUUACUCUCCCCUUUGGUGAGAGUCCACUGGCCAUACAGAGUGGUCAGUUCACAUUCCCUGAAAGCUCUCGCCAUUCAACUGAACUCCACAGACUCAUCAGUUACAUUCUUAACCCAGACCCAGACAGCAGACCAGAUAUCUUCCAAGUGUCCUACGUGGCAUUUAAACUCAGAGGAGUUGACUGUCCUGUUGUUAACACAAAGGGUGUUAAAAUACCAGACUCUCUUCCUGAAGUGUCUCCUGAAGGACAGCAGAAGGUAGAAAACACUGGCCGUGUCACUCCUAAAGCAAGGCUACCUGAAGGUCCGGUCACUACAUCUCUUGCUCCUCGUCAGCGACCACGGGCGGGCCAAGGUGCUCAGCAGUUGACUGCUGCUCAGGCCUCAUCGCAUCUGAGCCACAUUGCAAGUCCUCAGCAAAGCCGCAAGCAAUACACUCAAGCACAAAGAGGAACGCUAGAUGUUCAGCAGGCUCAUGGCUUGAGUCACAUGGCCAGUCCCAGACAGAACAGAAGGAACAUCUCGCAACAGCAACCGAUGGGCCCAGAACAUUAUGCAUCAAAUCAGCAAUCCCAAGUAAACGUGAGACAACAGGAUCCCAGAGGAGCUGCUGCUCCAGCGAGAGCAGACCUAGUCACUGGACAGUAUAUUGGUGUGGCCCCAGCUUCAGCAGUCUUCCGUCAAGCCCAGCAGGGUCCACAAUAUGCUUAUCAGCAGCAAAUAGCUAGGGAUCAGUACUUGCAGCAGCAGUAUCUACAACAACAGCAGUUAGCCCAACAGCAAUACUUACAACAUCAACAACAACAGCAGCAGAUGUUACUUCGACAGCAGCAGCAACAACGAUUACUUCAACAGCAACAACAGCAACACCUGCUUCAGCAACAACAAUUGGCUCAGCAACAGUUGAACUAUCACAGGGAGGUUCACUCAGGGCAACAAUACCCGCCUGCUGCCCAGCCGCAUCCCGUCCAACAGCAGCAAAGUCUAGCCCAACAGUUGUUUCACGACUCUGACCAGUGCCAGCUCAAUCCAUUUUAUGACUACCAACCGACAGCUCAGUCUGACUACGGUCCUGUCCAGCCGCAUGUAUCAAUUCAGCAUUCUCAAGAAGUUAGACCAGCCGUGUCACAAGAAGCAAAGCUAGAGAACAUCAGUGAUACCAGAUUGUUACGUCCACGCUACAUGUCACACAACCGCUCCAGGUCUGAUCCUAAUUUUGCAGGUGUCAGUGAAAGGAACGGGCAGGUUCAAACAGCAUCUUUUACUCCUGUGCCAAACGGGAAAACCUCUUAUCACUCACACUAUCGAAGUCCAAGUGACCCUUCUCUUAACCUCACCAAGGAGACUCAACCUACAGAUAUGCCUCUAGUUGACAUUGAGUCCAACGAUGUAUCCACACCUCACUGGAAUCCGUUUAGUCCAUUUUACCAGUCUAAAGAGCAAGAUUUCUUAGCUAACCCUAGCGAUGUUACUGAUGACGACUUUGCUUCACUGCGUGAGAGUGAAGUGGAUAAGUCUCGUGGUGACCCUAAUGCAACCUAUCAUGUAGCCAACGUUGUUAACCCACAAACAUCUAAUGUGCACCAAGAGGCUGACAUGUUUGGAGCUACUGCAUUUGGUAGCCACGUGCCAGAGUCCUACCAGCAAAAUGCUACCUUUGAAAUUGUAGAUCAGGAAGAUUCCUCUUCCCAGUUUAGAGACGGUAAUAUUGUUGAUCCACAGCAAAACGUAACCCAAAUUGUGCAGGAAGGUAAUAACCCAUUUCUCCAAGGCUAUCGUACCUCUGAUAUCGAGCAGCAUUUGAAUAUGGUGGAUCAGGUGUCAAGCGAUAGUGAACCAGAGGGCGGUGAGUUGCCAGAGGUCUCCAACUUUAACCCACCUCUCUCACCGGGGAUUUCUGAUCCAUUCGGUGCUGCACCCUUUGUGGUCCAUAAAAGUAAACAACUGCCACCACCUUCGCCUGAUGCAUUUGGUUCUUCGCCAUUUACUGUUCCUUCUCCAUCGCAACCAAAAAGCAACGAUGAACAAUUGACUAAGAGACCUACGGACGAUCAUCUUUCCGAACAGGUAGCAGAUUCAUUUGGCCUUUCAAGCCCUUAUCCUGCGGUAAAUGCAGGUGGCACAGUGGCAGGAACUUCUAAUGUAUUGGCUUCAUCGCCAUUUAUUGGAAAUGUUGAGCGCGACGCAGCUCAAGGUUCUGCGUUCGAGGAUCCGUCCGGUUUGGUAAACCCUGCGGCAGAUUUCAUGGACAACUCGGAAGAUCCAUUUGGUGGAGUGUCCUUUAAUGCUAACCCAGCUGUUAGAAGGAGAAACGCCAAGAGGCAGCAGGGAUUGAGAAAAGAAGCACCGCUUCCAUCCGCAAGGAGUGAUCAAGCUUCUCGUCCGCGUCCCCGGCGACUUUUACCCCAAACACCGGAUAAAGCCCCUGGAGUGACUCAUCCUGCUCAACGGGUUGUAAGUGGACAGGCUAGAAUCCAGGGAACUAGAGUUAUUCACGUGGGGACAUCAAGCCAGGGGCCUAGGAAACCUGAUUCGUAGAUAACUGAAAAUUUGUAGGAAUGUAAAGCAACUUCGUUGCCGGAACGUACUCCCUUCUUUACAUUACAGAUCCCGUCUCACAAACCAUAACGAGUGCGGGGUCUGAGAAGGAGGAUACAAAAAUGAAGGAUUGGGUUGAAAAGGUUCCUUGUUGAAUUGUUCAAGGUUCACAUUUUUUGAGUGCUGCGUGCACUUCACUGGCAAACAAUGAAAAAUCCGACGGCAGGAACUGACAAGUACGUUAAUAAUGCACUUGAUUCAAACAGAUGUUGAGUUUUUGAGACACUUUGUAAUAGUUUCCCUGGUCGAUCAAAAGCUCUUAUGUGAUAAUCUCUGUCAAUUCCAUGUUUAGCUGUUAAUUUUUUCCUUGGUAACUCGUCUGCAGAAACAGUUGUAAGAUCCUAUAGAUAGAAUUAGCUAUUGACCUGGUGAAGUUGUUUUAUACAAUCAUCAAAACAAGUGAUGUCUGUCGUUCAUGCGAAUGCUUAUCCCUCACGCUUUGAACUGAAGAGUAACACCUUAAUUCUUGUAGUCGACCUUUGUACAUGUAUAUUGAUAACAGAAGGUAGAAAAUGGAUUCUGAUAGGUUAUCGACUCACUAAUUAUCUUCUUCUGAUAUCUUCAUUUCAAAGGCUGGAGAGUUUGGAAGGGCUAAAAUUAUUUCGUGAAUCUUUGAAAAGUCAUAGGUCCAAUUGUUAUCUUGCUCAUUGUUCUGUCGUCUAUGUUAUCGCCACGAAACACCUCUGUGGACACAGGUUGCGUGGCAAACGUACUGACGGUUAUUUUCCUGGGCCUGGUUAAUACUAAAAUUGUCAAUAACUGUGCUGGUUCACAGUGUUGUAACCGCGGGGAGUUUUUCCCGCAGGUACCUUUUUCUCGGCUUUUGGGAUGUAGAAGUGAUUGUCUACUUUUUUAAGUACUGUAUAACGAUAGAGGUGCUCGUAAAUAACAGCUUUUUCUACUUCGUCUAGUAAGAGAUCUAAGUGCUAAAUUUCUUAAAUAUUUGUGAUCACCACACUUUCCUUUUAAUACUAUCUUCAGGGUAAUAAUUAUUCUCGUCAUGAGUAGACGUUUUAUAUGAGAAAGAGGAUGUUGAUUACCUUAGAGAAUAAUAAUAACAGGCCCGUGGAUUGUAAGAAAUUCUUUUCUUUUCUUUAAUUUUUACCUCGUCUAGAGAAAUAAGAACUAAAACCCUUUCAAACACA
Molecule: messenger RNA, 4537 nt
Organism: Orbicella faveolata
Lineage: Eukaryota; Metazoa; Cnidaria; Anthozoa; Scleractinia; Merulinidae
Biological process (GO): protein phosphorylation
Molecular function (GO): ATP binding; protein kinase activity
Source: RefSeq, a predicted model, not a curated record